UCCUCACGGUAACAACGACAACAACAACAGUCGUUAGACUGUUAUCAUUGUCUAGUUGGGUUGCCGCAGUGCGGUGUGUGUUGUUGCUGUUGUUGUUGCGAUAAUGAACGCUGCCGUCAGGGUUGCUUCGGGCCAGCUGGAAGGUCAAGGAGCGAGCAGCAGCAGCAGCGAGCAAAGCGAAAGUAUCAGGCAAGAGGCGAUGGCGUGGGAGGAGGAGGUGCGGCGGAGGGGGGCGGCUCGCCCGAAGCCGCCGGCGCUGCAGCUGGAGUACGGCACGGCGGGGUUCCGCACGCUGGCCGAGCGGCUGCCCCACGUCGUCUUCCGCAUGGGCCUGCUCGCCGCGCUGCGCGCCAAGGCCGUGCGCGCCGCCGUCGCCGUCAUGGUCACCGCGUCGCACAACCCCGAGGAGGAUAACGGCGUGAAGUUGGUGGAGCCUCUCGGGGAGAUGCUGGUGGCCUCGUGGGAGGAGCACGCCACGCGCCUCGCCAACGCGGACGACGGGGCCCUGGCGAGCGAGCUGCGCGCCAUCGCGGAGGCGGAGAGCGUGGACAUGCAGGCGCCCAGCCACGUGCUGCUGGGCAGAGACACGAGGCCGAGCAGCGAGGCUUUGUCUCGGGCCGUGAUGGACGGAGUGGAGGCACUUGGGGCGACUUACCAGGACUUGGGGCUGGUGACCACCCCGCAGCUGCACUACGUCGUGCGGUGCCACAACACGCAGGGGCGCUACGGGGAGCCCUCGCUGGCGGGCUACGCUCACAAGCUCACGCAGGCCUUCCUGGCGCUCCUCCAGCAGGCUCCGCCUCCGGCCCAGGGCCUCCCCCGCCGUCUCACCGUGGACGCGGCCAACGGCAUCGGCGCCCCGCGGCUCUCGGAGCUGCUGGGCCCCCUGCGGGAGCAGCUGAGCGUUGCCGUGAGCAACGACGGCACGGCCGGCAAGCUGAACGAGGGCUGCGGCGCGGACUACGUCAAGGUGCAGCAGAAGCCUCCGCAGGGAGUGGAGCUGGCGCCCAACGCCCACUGCUGCUCGUUCGACGGCGACGGCGACCGCGUCGUCUUCUUCUACGCGGACGACGCCGGCCGCUUCCACCUCCUCGACGGGGACAAGAUCGCGACGCUCGUCGCACACUUCCUGCAGGAUCUGCUCAAGCAGGCGGCGCUGCAGCUGCAGGUGUCCGUGGUGCAGACGGCCUACGCCAACGGCAGCUCCACGCACUUCCUCACCGGCACGCUCGGGGUGCCCGUGCACUGCGUGAAGACGGGAGUCAAGCACCUGCACCACCAGGCCCAGAAGGCCGACGUCGGCGUCUACUUCGAAGCCAACGGCCACGGCACCGUCCUGUUCAGCGACGCGGCCGAGAAGCAGAUCCGGGACGCGAUGGAGGACGCCAACUCUGGGGUGGAGCGACGCAGAGCGGCCGAGCAGCUCCACCACACCGUGAACCUCAUCAACCAGACGGUGGGAGAUGCCAUCUCGGACAUGCUGCUCAUUGAAGCCAUCCUGGCGCUGCGGGGCCUCUCCAUGCCGCAGUGGGACUCCAUGUACACGGACCUGCCCAACCGGCAGCUCAAAGUCAAGGUGUCGGACCGCCGCGUGAUCGAGACGGAGGACGCGGAGCGCCGGGCCGUGCGGCCGCCCGGCCUGCAGCAGGAGGUGGAGGCCCGCGUGCGGCGCUACGCACGCGGCCGCUCGUUCGUGCGCGCGUCCGGCACCGAGGACCUGGUGCGCGUCUACGCCGAGGCCGACACGCAGGAGAACGCCGACCGACUGGCCCACGAGGUGGCGCUGCUCGUGCACCGCAUGGCUGGCGGCACCGGGGAGGAACCGAAACCUCCUCUCCCCUGAGCUCGCCGCGCCGUGCCCAGCCCGCCGAGCGGCAAUCCCCUCGGUGCCGUCGGUGGGUGUGGCUCAGAGGUCGCAAACGGGUUUUGAUUCCUUACCCGUACCCGGCCGCACCAGGGUCGCAAACAGGUACCAGUACCCGGCCGGGUACGGGUAGCCGGGUAUCGGGUAGGGUACAGGUAUCGGGUACCCGGUUGCGACCUCUGGUUUGUCUCCUUCCGUCGGACGCUCCUUUGGUACGGGUGAACGUAGACGCAGGGCGGCAGCUACGGACGCACUUGUGGUUUAUUAGCACAGGCCCGAGGCACGAGCGAUGAUCCGCUCACAGCCGUUCGUUGCACCUUUGUAUUAAACAAACACUAAUUCUGUGAAUUCGCAAUUGAUGUUUGGGUGAGGUUGCAUAAUGAUCUGACUAAAUUGGUGUCGUUAAGGACUCCUCCACCAGCUGACACGGCCAAACGGAUUUAAUCGGCACUUGUACGAGCUUUUAACGGCGCACCGAUAAUUGUCCGAGCUCGCUCACCGGUAAGGGCUGAGUAAUUCUCACAGCCAAUUUGAUCAGCAGUUGGAUAAUGCGAUGUCUCGCUUGAAGCGGCGUCAAACACCGUCGGGACAAGAUGCACGGAGGUCGUAGUAACAAUCUGAUUUUUCCUCACCGAAAACAAACUGACUGCAGAAAACCCUACGCCUCAAGUUUUCUGCAAAUUUCCAUCGGUUUGAUUUUUGGUAGUAAGAAUAAAUACUAAUUAAUGAAUGGGGCAUGACCUCCCCCCCUCCACGCCACCCCUGGUUUAUCCAAAAUGUGCAAUCUGUCUGACCCAGACGUAGCCACCAGGCCGCCGGUGUUCUUCAUUGCAAGGCCCCGCGCACCACUGGCGGCCCCUGACGUGCGCCCCCCUCUAGUGAAGAACGUUGCAAUAGACGGCUGCGGUGUUAACGCCAGCGGUGUAGAGGCCAUCGUUCCGAGUUGUGUGCGGCCCACCAUACCCCACGCUCCUCGCCCACGUGAGCAAUCCCCGUGAACGCGGCAUCAUCAUCAGCAGCCAUGAUCUGUUCACUGCUGGAAGGUCUCGCCGAGUGAUGUAACCGGAGGCCCAGUGGCUGGGCAACAAGAAGCCCCGUGCAUACCGGUUCUUAGGGCAGCCGGGCGGCUCUUAAACGGCGGUGAAAGUCUGUGGGUCUCCAACGUCGCUACCGCUCGGGUACGGGGCGGGGGGGGGGAUUCUCGCUUCUGGUGUCCCGUGCAAUAGGCGGGAUGGUGUCAGGUGACUCAAAUCGUUAUUUGUCCGAUGCGAUUUCCUGGGGGUCUCGGUGCUGAAUUUCUAAACUCUUUUUUUGUUAUUUCCGAAGUCGUCCCUGCGAAUGGGGGUGGGGGACGGGGGGGGAGAUGGCCGAGCCAAUAUCCGUGAAGAUGUUUAGUUUGUCUUGUCCCCCCCCGCACCUCCGAUUAGCACGGUUGGCUACGUACGGGUGCCAUAGAAGUUCAACGUUCGUUCGUACGUUACGUCACGUGACGUCCAGAUGGUUUGAAAGGUCUUUAAAAGAUAACGCCUCCCUCGGGGUUGCAGCUAUCAUCGGGGCCAUCCCGAGGGGGCACGCGCAAAUUGGGGGCGACUGCCCCGGGCCCUGCGCUUUGGGGAACCCCUACGCAAAUGUCAUUGUUCCCCGGGCCUUGCACCCGUCCGCCCCCUCCAUGGACGACCCUGGAUAUCGUUGGUGUUGGUUUCUCUGGCUGGCGAUGGGCGCUUGUAAUAAAUUCCGUUUUGUACACAGA
Lethenteron reissneri (Far Eastern brook lamprey) is the source of this 3614-nucleotide messenger RNA. RefSeq names its product phosphoglucomutase 3 (gene PGM3). The record is from RefSeq and is a predicted model, not a curated record. Gene Ontology annotation, biological process: hemopoiesis; UDP-N-acetylglucosamine biosynthetic process; carbohydrate metabolic process. NCBI's taxonomy places the organism in Eukaryota, Metazoa, Chordata, Hyperoartia, Petromyzontiformes, Petromyzontidae. Gene Ontology annotation, molecular function: magnesium ion binding; phosphoacetylglucosamine mutase activity.